AUGAUACCUACGGAAAUUCUCUAUCGUAUUUUUGAUAAUCUUGACACUGAAACUAUUGUAUUUUCAAUACAAUGUGUAUGUAAACGAUUAUAUGCGGUUGCCAAUACUUAUCAAAAGUACAAGUUACAAUUGAAAUUUAUCUCUCAACAUAAAUUUUAUAUGGUUUGCCGUGCUAUUCGUCCGGACAAUGUCAUCUCACUCAUUCUUUCUGAUGGUAAUAAAACGCCUGGUCAAAUAAGAUUAUUUUUUUCUCUUUUUCGUAUCCAAGAUUAUACUCGACUUCAAACAAUAACUCUUAUUCUAAUCACAGAAGUCGAUUUGAAGACUAUUUUAGAGCAUAUGACUACACUUAAUUCUCUUAUUUCUCUAUCGAUUACAUUUGAUGAAAAUUCAUUUUAUAGCACUGAAAUAGUUCAUUUACUUUCAUCAGUUAUUGGACGACGUAGCCUUCGGAAACUUGAUUUAACUAUGAAAGAGAAUAUGAUCAAUGAUCUAGUGUGGCCUGUCGAAUGUUCAUUUCAACAUCUAAGACUAUUUGCCAAUGUCGAUAUUGAACAACUUUGUACGAUUCUUCAUUGUUCAUCUCAUCUCAAAACCAUCAGUAUAAGAGAUUGCAUUAUUAGUAAUCUUACUCAACUCGAAAGUAUUGUUUCGAAUGGUACAAGGUAUCCGCAAGUGACUUCACUUACAUUGGAAGACAUUCAAACAGACAUGGAAAUGAUUAAACUUCUUCUGUCGUUAACACCUUCUUUAGUCCAUCUGAAAUUGAUAGGUCAUGGAACAGCGCUUUUCAAUGGUUCUCAUUGGGAACAGUUUAUAAAGGCAAAACUACCGGCUUUAGACAGAUUCGAAUUUAUGAUUCAUAAAAAUGUCGAUGUCAGUCUUGAUUCUGAUGAUUUAGAGUCUCUCAUUGCACCAUUUCGUACUCCAUUCUGGCUUGAAACCAAACAUUGGCAUGUUACUUGUGUUGAUAUUAGACAAUGCUUAGUUGUUAACCUUCAUUCAAUUCCAGUGUGUGCGUCAAAAGUCGAUUACUAUCCAAAAUCGUAUAAGAUUUCAUGUUCCACUGCUCCAGCAUUGGAUUGUGAUUCGAAAAAAAUGGAUAAUAUUCGUCAAUUACGCAUAAAUUUAUCAGAAAUGAUGGCUCAUGAUGCUAUCGAACAGGUUCGAAUAAAAAAGAAUGAACAAACAAAUUUUGGUCUACAACUGUAUCUAUAG
Messenger RNA from Rotaria sp. Silwood1, 1218 nucleotides. The record is from the annotation of a GenBank genome assembly. Lineage: Eukaryota; Metazoa; Rotifera; Eurotatoria; Philodinida; Philodinidae.